ACUUUUAUUUUGUGAGUGGGGUCGACGGAGCGGCAGUCUGUGCGGAAGUUGUUUGAUCCUGCAGGAGGAGGAGAAGAGGAGGAGAAGAGGAGAAAAGGAGGAGAAGAGGAGGCCGCUCCCGCGUCUCUUCUGUCCGCGUGAACGCACCGAUCCUCCGGAGAGGAACCGUCCGGAUCCCCGGGGACUCCCACUCUCCCGCCCCGACAGCAGCAGCCUCUCUCCGGCCUCCGGCACCACGGGCGAUGGCGAGGCCGAGCCACAGCGAUCAUGUCCUCCAGCAGCUCAACAACCAGCGUGAGUGGGGCUUCCUGUGCGACUGCCUCAUCGCCAUCGGUGACAUCUACUUCAGGGCACACAAAGCUGUGCUGGCAGCCUGCAGCUCCUACUUCAGGAUGAUGUUCAUCCGGGACCAGCAGGGGGCGGGGCGUCUGGACCUCAGCAACAUGCAGAUCAGCGCCGAGUGCUUCGACCUCAUCCUGCAGCUCAUGUACCUCGGCCGCAUCGUGGUGGGGAGCUACGAGUUUGAGGAGCUCAAGGCCUCCAUGGCGUACCUGCAGAUGUACUACAUCCCCGACUCACUGGAGGACCUCCGAGACAUCCGGAGCUCCAACCUCACCCCGUCCUCCUCCGCCUCCUCCUCGUCCAGCUCCUCCACCGGCCCCGCCACCGGAAAAAUGAUGUUUGGAGUCCGCAUGUACGAGCAGCAGCUUCCUGCUGUGCCUGAGGUGGAGCAUUUACCAAAAGCUGUGACCAGCAGCGCCGGGCGCCCCGCUGUGCCAGCCGCUGUCAGCAGAGCGGUGGCAGUGGAGGAGGUGGUGGCGGCGACGCCUCUGUUAGUGGCGGCGCCGGUGGUGGAUGGAGUCUUGGAUCAGCCGUGUGACUUGAGAAAGAGGCCCGGUGGCAGGAGCUCGGCACUAAAAGACCGCCCUCGUUUCGGCCGCACCUACACCUGCGACGACUGCGGCUUCGUCUUCAGCUGCGAGAAACUUUUAAUCGAGCACAUCUUGACAUGCACCAACAGGAAGGCGUUCCAUCAGCCAAGAGGACACGUUGAGGGAGACAACGACUCCAGCAAAGCCGAGAGCUCCACCUCCGAGAGCGUGGAGGAGCACAGGGUCGUCUGUAAGGGCGAGGAUGACUGGGCCGAGGCCAAGGCCGACUCUGACCUCACUAUCAGGUCGGUGGCUGCCGGCACAGACGGCGAGCCCGGCUCGACCCGGAGCCUCUCCAUCAAGACGGAACCAGAAGAAAGCAUAUUCCCCGAGAUCGAGGUAGUCCGCGUCGGCGAGCAUGCCACCAGAGACUGUAGAGCACGUUUCAGCGACGCCGCACGUAAAGACUCGCAGGUUGAGAAGACCGGAUCAGACCGCGAGCCGGAGCCAGGCGUCUCGGGUCUGGAUAACAGCAGCGAACCGUUCGAAGGCCACAUGUCGAGCAGCGAAGAUUCAGGAGUCCCUGCGAAGCUCCGUAAGGUGAAAGAGGAGAAGCAGGAUGCUGACUGCGCCCCGUGUGAACUGUGUGGCGCUCUACUGACGGAGGAGGACCGGUCUGCCCACUACCUGUCCAACCACAUGGGACACAUCUGCGCCUGUGGGAGGUGCGGCCAGGUGCUGAUCAAAGGUCGCCAGCUGCAGGAGCACGCCGAGCGCUGUGGUGAAUCCCAGGGCGGCGAGUCGGAGGAGGACGAGGCGUCCCUGCCGGAGGAGCCGCAAGGGAUGGAGGAGGGCUUGCUGGAGGCGGCCGACCUGGCGUGCCCGCACUGCGGCCUGCUGUUCCAGAACGAGAGCCUGGCGCUGGAGCACGCCCUGUCCUGUCACGACCAGGAGCUGUUCCGCCCGGCGCUGCUGGAGGAGGGCGGUGAGCCCGACCACCGCCGCAAACACUUCUGUAGCAUCUGCGGCAAAGGCUUCUACCAGCGCUGCCACCUGCGGGAGCACUACACAGUGCACACCAAGGAGAAGCAGUUCACCUGUCAGACCUGCGGGAAGCAGUUCCUGCGGGAGCGACAGCUGCGCCUGCACACCGACAUGCACAAAGGCAUGGCGCGCUACGUGUGUCCCGUCUGCGACCAGGGAACCUUCCUCAAACACGACCACGUGCGGCACAUGAUCUCCCACCUGUCGGCCGGUGAGACCAUCUGCCAGGUGUGCUUCCAGAUCUUCCCCGGCGGCGAGCAGCUGGAGAAACACAUGGAUGUCCACCUGUACAUUUGCGGCGUCUGCGGGGAGAAGUUCCGCCUCCGCAAAGACAUGAGGAGCCAUUACAACUCCAAACACACCAAGAGACUCUGAGCGUCCGCCACCAUUUCUGCCCGUUUGUUACUAAAGAAGCCAUAAAUGUGAGAACAAAUGUUGUCUGCACUUGAACACCAAAAAGACUUUGAACCUGCACUUUGAGAGAAUAUGCAUAACCUACAGAGCGCUCACACGGCGAGCGGUGGGGCGCCUGAUCGCUCGCUCUGUGUGUUAAUGACAGUCUGACAAUCAGGAUCAUUUUCUGAUGUUGAAACAAUCACGUUUAGAAACCGUCCUCCGCCGCCGGGCAGCUGACCACACGUUUGACAUUGUUCCUGUUUCUGCAGCAGCUCGAGGGUUAACAGCCCAAAAAUCACGAAGCUUCUAAAAACCCAAAGAAAUCAAACUGUAGGUUCUGACUGGAGGAUCUGUGAACAUGUAAUGUUCGGUCCUAUCAGCAGGCGGCGUUCACACGAGAACAAACCAAAGUGAAGUCUGCAGCUGGAGGGUUCGGGGUCGGUCACGUGACUUUCACCAGGGAGGAGACGUCUGUAAAUCAGCGGAUAGAUUUUUGUUAGCGUCAAAACUCCUGCGAAACGACUCCUCUCACGUCUCGAUUUCAGCCAUCCUGCUCGAUAAUGUUUGGAAAGUCUAAAAAGGAUUAAAUUCUUUAUGCCGCCAUUCAGGUCAGUGAAGCACGAAACCAGCACGACGUCGGUCGCUCUGCCGCCAGAAGUUUCCCACUCAGGCGCUGUAAGUUUCGAGUGCACACGCCUCCUGAACCCGUAGAUUUGAGUGUUUUAUACCUGAAAAAGAGUCGAGUCGACCGUUUUUUCAGGGCUGUGAGCUGUACAGAUUAUCGUAGUUAAUGAGACGAUAAUUGGAUGUGGAACCGAUCUGCAUUCACGAUAACAAUGAAAAUCUUUGUCAAUAUUUAGACACUAAACUUAGUAAGACUGUCUUAAAAAUUUUAAUCAAAACCGAAACUUUCAACAUCAAAUACAUCAAGUUCCCCAAAACUUUUUUAGAAACUCAAGUCAAAAUUCAACAUUGACUCUAAACGACAUCUGGUUCCUCCCACGCCGACACGGUCUUUGCACUUUUUAAUUCAUUUAUUGCCAUUGAAAUAAAACGGCGAUAAUAAUCUGCAAAAUGCCAAAUAUCGGCCCCAAUGAUCGUCCAGACCGAUAAUCUGUCGCUUUUUUCUGCUUCAUGCUCCAGUGAGCAGCUACGCCUACACGCUGUAUCCAGACCCUAUCCAGACCCUUUGAGAGCCGCUGGAUCCAACAGCCACAAACUGCAGACCUGAAACAUUCACACGGUGGUUUUUCAACAAUAAAAAGCAGAACAUUUGAGCUCGACAUCCAAUCACUGAAAAACACCAUUUUUACAGAAAUCUGCGGUUUUCUGUGGCGCUCCUCAGGCUGUGGGCGUCUUUCUGUGGGAUACUGGAUCAUCUUUAUCAGCUGUCAAGAGCUAAAACCUGCUUAAAUUUAGCACCAGAUCAACCCCAAAAUUUGCUGCAACAAUUUAUGACAAAUAACUGAAAUGAGAACCAUUAACGUCCUCGUACACUCUGAACUAUAAAGUUUGAAACUCAAAACACGCCUCAUCUUAUUCAUGAAACGUUAAUAAAUCUGUGCACAUAAAUCAUCUCAGCAUUAAAGCGUCUGGGAACC
Plectropomus leopardus (leopard coralgrouper) is the source of this 3913-nucleotide messenger RNA. It is a transcript of the gene zbtb1, whose product is annotated as zinc finger and BTB domain containing 1. NCBI's taxonomy places the organism in Eukaryota, Metazoa, Chordata, Actinopteri, Perciformes, Serranidae. Gene Ontology annotation, molecular function: protein binding; DNA-binding transcription factor activity, RNA polymerase II-specific. Gene Ontology annotation, biological process: regulation of transcription by RNA polymerase II. The record is from RefSeq and is a predicted model, not a curated record. Gene Ontology annotation, cellular component: nucleus.